AUGUUCACCAACAACCCAUACGCUCAGGCAGGUUGGUAUAACCCACAGAACCCCCACUCGAUUAACGGCCAGCCCUGGAAUGCCAAUGCGCCCCAUCCACCGACUUUCGGGGCACUCCCAUCUCAAAGCGGUUCGACGCCUACGAAGCUGACGUUCGAGUUUCCCGACGUUUUUAACUGUUCCGUCACCGGUCCAGGCGGGAAAACCUACCUUAGUAUUGUGUCGAACAAUACAUCCACAUUAAUUUCCAAGCCGAACGGAGAGCUCGUCGGCAGAAUAGAAUGGCAGGCCCAGCCAUGGAUUGAGAUCGCGAAUGGUGUUGGGCGACAGCUCGUCUCGACGUGGCUUCCACUUUCAUCUGACCACAGCUACCGAACCAUGAUUGUCGGUGGGCGCGUUUAUGCUUGGGUCCCUCGGAGCGGAUCAAUCGUCUUGUGCACCGCAGGCCCCAACCCUCCAGAAGAGUUUGCCAGAAUUUCAAGGACCUCUAGAAACAUCGUAUUGGAGAUUACCAGUGGAGCGAUUCAUGCGGGACUUUUCGAGGUUGGGGUUGUUGCGACAGUUUUAUUACAAUCCGGUAGAAGUUUGGCAUAA
Molecule: messenger RNA, 594 nt
Organism: Laccaria bicolor S238N-H82
Lineage: Eukaryota; Fungi; Basidiomycota; Agaricomycetes; Agaricales; Hydnangiaceae
Exons: 3
Coding region: 1-594 (197 amino acids)
Source: RefSeq, a predicted model, not a curated record